AUGGACCACCAGCAGGGCCAAUCAGGGAUUCCAGGCCCUACCGGCCGCCGGCUUCAUAUUGCCCAUCGACGAAGUCCAUCUGAAUUGACACCUCUGAUGAUGGAACAACUUGCUAUUCAGCAACAGAUUGAGCUGCUCCAACAGCAACAGCAGCAAAUUGCCGCUACGCAUCAACAAUAUGUUAACAUGGGACUGCUGCAACCCCAACAACCACUUGGUCAAGUUUCGGGAUUCUCUCCCCAACUUGGUCAGGGAACAAUGGCCGGCGUAUCACCUCAGGUCAACGCUUUCCAAUUUCCUCAGCAGCUCGGAGUUCCCGUAAACAAUGGACCGUCCCAUCGCCGAAACCAGUCUGCCCUACCUGGUAUGGGAAUGGGCCCGCCACCAGCUCCAUCUUCCGGUGCAUCAGGAUCGGCUUUCGCAGAGCUUCACCAAGGAAGCCAAAACCGUGAGAACGGUGCACCGUCGAGAGGACGGGGUGGGCCUAUUGGCGGAGGCCAUCAGCGUCGUCACUCAUUAGCUCUCCCAGAAGCAAAGAAGGCCGCAGAGCUAGCGCAGCAAAAGCGUACUGCAGCCGGCUUCCAGUUCCCCGCUCCCGGCUCAUCAGAAUCUCCUACCGCAGAAGAAAAGCCGAAGACUCCUCAGCCCCAAGGAUUGGGCCUGCAGCGUGCAGGCAACUUCCGCGGUGGAGCCCAUGGCAGAAGUCAAUCCAUGGCCGUUGGUCGUGGCGCAACCGGUUUCCAAUUUCCUAUCCCUGAGAGUAGCCCUGUCGAACCUCCUAGACGCGGCCAUGGUCGGACGCCGUCCAGGAAUUUUGACGGCAAUUGGCGACAACCGAAUAACAACAAUCAAAAUCAGGAUCAGCAGAAGCUGAACCAAGGCGGAUUCGGGCAACAGCAAAGUGGCAACACUUUCCAACCGGGCCACCGCUCGCGAGCAUCCAUGAACCAGUCCAUUGGCUCGAUUGGACAAUUUCAAUAUCCUAAUGCUGCUCCUCAAUUGAUCCAGCUACCUCAGGGCCAGGUUGUCAUGGCUCCGCAGUUGUUCAAUGGCCAGCAACUCAACCCACUCCAGCUCGCCCAACUUCAGGCUAUGCAGCAGAAUGGUCAAUUGAACGGCCUUCAAGCUAGCCAACACGCUCCUCAGCAGUUGUCUGCACAGCAGCAACAGCAACAGCGCAAGACGCUCUUCACCCCAUAUCUUCCGCAAGCAAACCUACCCGCCCUCCUCAGCAAUGGACAACUUGUUGCUGGCAUCCUCCGUGUCAACAAGAAAAACCGUUCAGACGCUUACGUCACGUGCACAGAACUCGAUGCUGAUAUUUUCAUCUGUGGAAGCAAAGAUCGUAACCGAGCUCUCGAGGGCGACUUUGUUGCCGUCGAACUCUUGGACGUUGAUGAGGUUUGGUCUCAGAAGCGUGAAAAGGAAGAAAAGAAGAAACGCAAGGAUAUCACCGAUUCUAGAUCCGGCGAUAAGCUAUCUCGCUCUGAUUCUGGCGCUAAUGGUGAAAACCAACAGGUUGGCCCUGAUGGUAGUAUUCGUCGUCGUGGUAGUCUGCGCCAGCGUCCCACUCAGAAGAAGAACGACGACGUUGAGGUGGAAGGGCAAAGCCUUUUAUUAGUCGAAGAGGACGAGAUUAGCGAUGAACAGAAGCCCUUGUACGCCGGUCACAUCGUUGCCGUCAUUGAACGUGUCGCAGGACAGAUGUUUUCAGGAACUCUCGGUCUUCUACGUCCUAGUAGCCAAGCUACUAAGGAGAAGCAAGAGGCUGAACGUGCCGCCAGAGACGGCGGACAUGGUCGCCAACAUGACAGACAGCAAGACAAGCCCAAGAUUGUGUGGUUCAAGCCUACCGACAAACGUGUUCCCUUGAUUGCCAUCCCCACUGAGCAAGCACCUCGUGAUUUUGUUGAAAAACACCAAGACUAUGCAAACCGUAUCUUCGUCGCUUGUAUCAAACGGUGGCCUAUCACCUCCCUUCAUCCAUUUGGUACACUGGUGGAGCAACUUGGCGAGAUGGGUGAUUUGAAAGUGGAAACAGAUGCACUUUUGCGUGACAACAACUUCGCAGCCGAUGAGUUCUCAGAGGCUGUACUUAAAAACGUCGGUUGGGAAGACUGGACAGUGGCUUCCGAAGGCGAUGCUCUGUUUACUAACCGCCGAGACCUCCGCGACGAAACCACCUUUACCAUCGAUCCAACAGGCACUAAAGAACUCGACGAUGCUAUCCAUAUCAAAAAGCUUGGCGAUGGCAAGGUUGAAAUCGGUAUUCACGUAGCCGACGUCGCACACUUUGUCAAGGCGAACUCGCUAGUCGAUAGAGAAGCCAAGAAGAGAGGAACCGGAGUCCACCUAAUGACCCGAGUCGUAAAUAUGCUACCACCUCGGUUGUCGAACGAGGUAUGCUCUUUGGUUCCUGGCCAGGAACGCUUGACCGUCAGUGUUGUCUUCCAGGUUGAUACCGUGACUGGCGCAGUUGAUGAUGAUGUGUGGAUUGGAAAGAGUGUCAUCAAGAGUUCUGGCAAGCUGAGCUACGAUGAUGUCAACUCCGCCAUUAACGGAGGGACAGGAAGUCCUUUGGAAGGUGUGAAUGCUGAUGAUAUUCGUCUUCUUGGAGCGAUCACCACCAAGUUCAAAGAAGCUAGAUUUGGCAACCGUACUACCAAUAUCCCAGCAAUGCGCCUUAUCUAUCAGCUUGAUGAUGAGAACAUGCCUGUCGAACUCAAUAUUUUCGAUUCAUCCCCGGCUCAUGAAGUGAUCGAAGAACUGAAUUACAAAGCCAACUUCUUUGUCGCGCGCAAGCUCUUUGCUGCUAUGCCCGAGAAAGCGUUCCUUCGACGCCAAGCUGUUCCAAACCCUCGCCGCCUCCAGGCUUUUGUUGAUCGAGUGAACAGACUAGGCUAUGACAUCGAUCCUUCAAGCAGUGGUUCUCUGCAGGCUAGCCUGUUCAAGGUGCAAGAUGUUGAUCUUCGCAAGGGUAUGGAAACCAUUCUAAUCAAGGCAAUGCAACGCGCCAAAUAUUAUGUCGCCGGCAAUGUUACGGAAGCACAACGCCAACACUACGCUUUGAAUUUGCCGCUGUAUGCCCAUUUCACAAGCCCAACUCGUCGCUACGCUGAUGUCAUUGUUCACCGUCAACUGGAUGCCGUGUUGUCUAAUGGAGCUAUUGAAUUCACCGAGGAUGUUGAUACAUUGGUUAAGAUCGCUGAGCAAUGCAACAAUAAGAAGGAUUCUGCUCACAACGCUCAAGAACAAAGUGUGCAUAUCGAGUCCUGUCGCGUCAUGGACAAGAAGCGAUCUGAACUUGGCGGCGAUCUCAUCAGCGAAGGUAUUGUUCUUUGCGUUUACGAAUCAGCCUUUGAUGUGCUCCUUCCUGAAUUUGGUUUCGAAAAGCGUGUGCACUGUGACCAGCUUCCAUUGAAGAAAGCAGAAUAUCGUAAGGAUACUCGCGUUCUUGAAUUAUACUGGGAGAAGGGUGUUCCAUCUUCUGCCUACAUUCCAGAAGAUGAACGUCCCAAUGCAAGCAGUUCCAGAGCUGCCCACGCAGCAGCUGCUGCUCAAGAGGCGGAAGCAGCCCGCGAGCGUGCUCGCGAGAGAGAAGAGGCUCAACGCAAACAAACUGAGACUGGAACAAUGUCUACGGACGACGUUGAUGCUCUCUUUGAUGACGAUGACGAUAUUUCGGAAGUGACUGAGAUGGCUGCUGGCGUGUCACUCAAUUCCUCUGCGGAUCGCCCAACACAGAGCAUGCCUCCAUCACCGACGCGCAAUGGUCAUGAUGGUCAAGGUCCACACCGCGCUCGCUCUGAUCCUAAGAUUGCAAUUAGUGCCAGCGAAACGCCAGAAGCGAAAAUGACAGACAAGGAGAAGUACCUCAAGCUCUUCAAGCUUCGGGAGGAGGAUGGCGAAUAUAUUCAAGAUGUGACUGAACUGACUCGUGUUCCUAUCAUUCUUAAGACGGACUUGAGCAAGAGCCCACCAUGCCUGACUAUCCGUUCUGUCAACCCCUACGCUCUAUAA
Messenger RNA from Talaromyces marneffei, 4020 nucleotides. RefSeq lists its product as uncharacterized. Gene Ontology annotation, biological process: mRNA catabolic process. Bases 1 to 4020 code for a protein of 1339 amino acids. Gene Ontology annotation, cellular component: P-body; exosome (RNase complex). NCBI's taxonomy places the organism in Eukaryota, Fungi, Ascomycota, Eurotiomycetes, Eurotiales, Trichocomaceae. The transcript has 5 exons. Gene Ontology annotation, molecular function: RNA binding; 3'-5'-RNA exonuclease activity. The record is from RefSeq and is a predicted model, not a curated record.